AUGAAGUGUUUCCUCUGGAGCCUGCUGUGCUGCGCCCCCCUGCUGCUGCCUGAUGUCCGGGCCACAUACCACCUCAGCGCGGGGGACCCUCAGCUGAUCGCCGCGCAAAGCUACGCGCAGACCAGGAGUAAUGGCCGACCACCGCACAGGACCCUGAAUCCAGCAAAGACAGACUCUCAGUGCAGGAGCCGGCCCCUGGACCUGGUCUUCAUCAUUGACAGCUCUCGCAGCGUGCGUCCUGGUGAGUUUGAGAAGGUGAAGAUAUUCCUGGCUGACAUGGUCGACACGUUGGACGUGGGCAGCGAGGCUACCAGAGUGGCCGUGGUCAACUACGCCAGCACGGUCAAGAUCGAGUUCCUGCUCAAAGACCACUUCAACAAACCCGACAUGAAGAAAGCCAUCUCCCGCAUCGAGCCCUUGGCGGCCGGCACCAUGACCGGCCUCGCCAUCAAGACCGCAGUGAACGAAGCCUUCACCGAGCCGUCUGGAGCCCGGCCUCGCUCCAGGAAAAUCUCCAAAGUGGCCAUCAUUGUGACGGACGGGAGACCUCAAGACCAGGUGGAGGAAGUGUCUGCCGCAGCUCGGGCCUCGGGCAUCGAGAUCUACGCUGUCGGGGUGGACCGCGCCGACAUGCGCUCCCUGCAGCUGAUGGCCAGCAUCCCUCUGGACGACCACGUCUUCUAUGUGGAGACCUACGGCGUUAUUGAGAAGCUCACCUCCAAGUUCAGGGAGACCCUGUGCGAGGUGAAGGUGGAGGUGGUGGAGGAUCCCUGUAAAUGCGAAGCCAGGCUGGUUUUCCAGAAGCAGACGCAGGCGGCCAUCCAGCAGCUCACAGCCAAGCUAGCCGACGUGUCUGGGAGAAUAGAGCGUCUGGAGAACGUGGUGGGCCGUGCUUAA
Messenger RNA from Chelmon rostratus (copperband butterflyfish), 897 nucleotides. RefSeq names its product matrilin 3a (gene matn3a). The transcript is spliced from 4 exons. NCBI's taxonomy places the organism in Eukaryota, Metazoa, Chordata, Actinopteri, Chaetodontiformes, Chaetodontidae. The record is from RefSeq and is a predicted model, not a curated record. Bases 1 to 897 code for a protein of 298 amino acids.